AGGACGCCGAUGAUGGAUCUGCUUGUACAAGUCACCACUGCCUACAAGAUCUCCCCAGCGGGUUAUAUUCUUCAACCCUAUGGGGAGACCGGGCUUUUACCCUAUAAGCCUAGCACGCCAAUAGGUGCUUUAGAUACUUGGAUUGUGCAUAUUGUGCCAAAGAACCAAUCACUUCAGAAUCCAUCUAACAAGAUCAACCUCAAGCAGAUUAUACCACCAUUUGAGCAGACCUUGAGGUUCCAGGUGAAUCUACCCAGAAAUCAGCUCUACGUGACGAGAGUCUCCGGACGCUGUUCCAUGAGGGAUAUUCUCCACCAGGCCUGUACUGAGAAGAACUUGGAUCCUAGCAAGUACACCCUUCGACAUCCAAAGCAACUGGACAAACCACUGUACGAUGACUUAAGCAUAGCGGAGUACGGGCACAACCAGGUCACCAUGCUGUCCAUCAAGAAUCUUCCAACAGCAGUCUUGACUGAGGAUAUUCUACAAAUGAAUAAGUACAAAACGCAAAGUGACAGUGGUUCGGGAAGUGCUGCGAGUUCUGUAUCGCCGGUGGUGCCCGUUCAGCCUUCGAAGCCCGUGAGGAAGAGGAGACCAGCGCCGAAACCUCCCGUGCAGCAGCGAAAAGAGCAGUCCCAAAAGCAGCAGAGUGAAACCAUCAUUUGCCAUUCUCGAACUUCUUCUGACAGUAGUGGCUACCAUGAAGCAUCUGUGCUUAGUGAAAGUCCAGAUUCUAACAAUAGUAGCUUGCCAGAUUCCCUACCUAGAAGAAGCAAACUUCCAACUGCCGAAACAAAUAAUAGUAGAGAAACGAAUAAAUUAUCUCGGUCUCUAUCAAACCUCCAUCAAGCUUCAACUUCUGCUUCUGCUAAAUCAACUCUCAAACCUGCGCAGAGUGUUUCCUGCCUUGCUCCUAGUCGUAAAAAGAAACCUGCACCAGCACCACCAGUCCCAAUAGCUGAAGAGAAAGAAGAUAAAAGUGCAACGCUUCCUCCUUGCUCCCGACUAAUGGAAUCGACUGAAGAGAGGAUAGAAGCACCAAUAAACAAGAAGCCUGCUCCAGUCCGAGCGCCAAGUCCUGUAAAUACUGUUGUACCUGUGACCCGCCAGAGGAUAAGUAAACCAAAGGCACCCGUCCCUCGGCCGAGGAGCACGAGUUUUGAGAACACGAGGCUGAACCAGAAUAUUUUCGACAAACUGGAGGUCAUCAUUAGUGAGAAGAUAGCACCUCAAGCACCUCAGAGUGAAAAUACCGAUAGUGAUAAUGCAAGGCUCGAUGCUGAAAUUGAGAGGAUGUUUGAUCAGGCGACCAGAGAACAUGUAUCCCUGGAAUCUGGAGUGGAAUUAUCAAGGGGACCUUCACCAGAUUGGAACUGGGAGUACAGACUUCCAGCUCCUCCUACUUUCAGGGAUGAUGUUACUGUACCCUCCCUCAGCGAUUUAAGUUUAUCAUCUCCCUUGAAGCAGAUUCUCUUUGAGCCUCUUGAUACCGCUAAAGAGCUUAUAAUUGAGGAAUCAGAAACAGAAACAGAUGGCUUGAAUGUUGAACUGAACCUGAGGGAAUUAGAAACUAUAAACGAAAAUGAACUGAUUGAAGAUGUUCAUACCGAGGCAGAUGUACAUAGAAAUUUAGAAAAUGUAAAUACAAGUAGCGAAACAAAUAACAACAAAUCAUCUGAGAAAAAGAGUGAUAUUGUCUACAAUGGGGAAAUUAACGGAGACAUACAUAUAGACAAUAAUAAACAAAAUCAGAUAAAUAAAACUGAUCAAAUUAAUGUAUCCAGUAAGACAAACUUAUCGGAGAUUGUAAAUACUAAAAAUAGUAGUGAUUCAAAUGAAAACAUUAUCCAAAUAACACCAAAAAUUAGAGAAGAAAAUUUAGAAACUAAGAUUGUUGAUACUAAGCCUAAAAUUGUAAUUAUAAACAAAAAGAAUCACGUUGAAGAACCUAUACAAAAUGGAAUACAUUCAAAAACAAAUUUCAAAUCUGAAAAGGUUUGCAUUAGCAUUAAAAAUGAAGAACUUCAGAACUCUACUAAAGUUAUCAACAAGGCAAGAGUAGACAGAAGUGAUGCUAUCAUUAGGGUAAAUGGAAAAGUAGAAAGGUCUCAGGAACAGUCUGCAAUCAUCAAUGAGCUAGCAACGGUCAUAUCGGAGCGACAGCAGAAGCCUCCCAAGGAGGUAAAGCCCGAGCCUAGGCAAGAUAGGCCACUGUCGCUUCCGUUAGAAAACUUCAAAAUCACAACUUACACCAGUUCCAAACCUGUUGAGAUUUACAAAGAAGGAAGGACACCACAGAAGGCUCCAGUGAAGGAAAGCAAUUUGGUUGUUCGCAGAAAUUCUUUUACUGAGGAGAAAAAGGGCUCUCCAUCAGUUAAGAGAUCAGCUUCAGCUAUUACUAAUCUCCAGAGGAGGCUCGAACUUUCCAGAUCGAAUGGAAAUCUUUUGGAAGUUGAAGAAACUCCAGUAAGACACUUCCAAAGAAAUCUGAGGAAGACAACCAGUGAGCUCAUCAUUAAUAUUGAUACUGAUGAGCAGAAGGGUGUUGUGAGAAAGCAGGAAACUGGACUUCAAUCACUUCAGGUCCUUAGGAGCAUAUUGCCACAGUUAAGCCAGUCCCAAGGAGCAUUGAAUACUGUUGAUCAAAUAAAUGAGAAGAAAGAAGAAAAACCAGCAGUACACUUGACGACUUGGGGUGAGCGACCUAAAAGACAAGUAUCGAUUAAGACAGACAAAGAUUAUGUGGUAGGAGGUACCAAAAGCGAAGCAACUGUGAUAUGCAGUACGAGCACUACUACCAUCACUCCACCGCCACCCAGCUCAACAUCUAAAAGCAUCACUGUCGAGGUUGUCAGCCCUGUCACCAGGUUGGCAGUCACCUCUGAGAGUCCAUCAGACAGGACCAUUAACCGUUCACCACGUACCAGUGUCUACAAGUCAAUGGAAACUGGAAAUACUAAGGCUAUCAAACUUCCUGAUCUUGGCAGGAUCCCAGUUGUCAGAGGUGUGGAGCUGAAGAAGCACCCUACUACUUCUGAGAGACCGCCAUUGGAAAAUGGAUUUAUGUUGAAUGGGCACACUGAAAAAUCAUUCAGCCAGAGCCCACCUUGGCUUGCUGAGAGCCGCCAGCUACGACCACCAUCAUACCUGUUUGGGUGCGAGCCUAAGGUUUAUUCUCCGCCUCCAGCUCCUACUCCUCCACCCAUGGUCAAGCUGAAGCCUGCCUCGCAGCGGGAAUUGCUCAAGCAAUCUGUGGCGUCCGACCCUAGGGAGGAAUUGCUUUCAUCCAUCAGGAACUUUGGCAAAUCUUCGCUUAGGAAAGUUUCUACCAGAUAA
Nezara viridula (southern green stink bug) is the source of this 3336-nucleotide messenger RNA. The record is from the annotation of a GenBank genome assembly. Lineage: Eukaryota; Metazoa; Arthropoda; Insecta; Hemiptera; Pentatomidae.